Molecule: messenger RNA, 764 nt
Organism: Ceratosolen solmsi marchali
Lineage: Eukaryota; Metazoa; Arthropoda; Insecta; Hymenoptera; Agaonidae
Product: paired mesoderm homeobox protein 1
Exons: 3
Coding region: 1-735 (244 amino acids)
Biological process (GO): regulation of transcription by RNA polymerase II
Molecular function (GO): RNA polymerase II transcription regulatory region sequence-specific DNA binding; DNA-binding transcription factor activity, RNA polymerase II-specific
Source: RefSeq, a predicted model, not a curated record
AUGGAUUUUAAAGAGGAUGAUAACAUUAGUGAAACAAAUAGACAGCUGUACUUGGUUGAUACACCAAGAGAUCCUAUGGUAUCUGCCAGUGCAAUAGUGACGAAUAGUAGCACUUGUGAUGAAAUAAGCACUGAAGGAGAUAUUCAAUCAAGUGCUUUUGUUGGCUUAAUAGGAGCACAAUCUUCUUCAGUUUGCUUUCCUACUAAAUUCACAUAUGAUUAUUCUUCUACAAGUCCAAGAAAUGAAGAACGACAAUCAGUUAACAUCAUUGGUAAAAGAAAACAACGUAGAUAUAGAACUACUUUCACAAAUUUUCAAUUAGAAGAGCUUGAAAGAGCUUUUCAAAAAACUCAUUAUCCAGAUGUUUUUUUUAGAGAAGAAUUAGCAUUAAAAAUACAAUUGACUGAAGCUAGAGUUCAGGUAUGGUUUCAAAAUAGACGAGCUAAGUGGCGAAAACAAGAAAAACAGUGUAAAGGUAAUGCUCAUUUCACAACGCAUCUUAUAACAGAUUGUCAGGAUAUACAACAGCCUCAGGCAGAGCAUUUAUUGUUAGAACCUCCUUUAGGAAGUUCACCUCCAAUAUAUCUUGGAAUGGAAUGGACAGGAUUUUCACCAUACAAUAGCAGUACUACUACAACUUCCCUAAUUAUUAAUGGAAUGAAUAAAAUUCCAGAUUCUGAUAAUAAUCCCUUGUUAGAUCCCGAAUUACUUCAAUUAAAAACACCUCGAUCAUAAUACAAGAUAAAAAAAUCUAACAGAUUUUU